Messenger RNA from Diversispora eburnea, 471 nucleotides. Lineage: Eukaryota; Fungi; Glomeromycota; Glomeromycetes; Diversisporales; Diversisporaceae. The record is from the annotation of a GenBank genome assembly.
AUGAAAAGAGACAGACCUUUAUCAUCUUCUGAUUUAAUAACUUUACCAAAUAAAAAGAGAAAAAUUGAGACUUCUCCCUCAACUCAAAAUAAAAAAGUAUUCGGAUUCGGUACAAAAUAUUCUGGAAAUUCGUUUGCCAUGUUAACGGGGGAAGAGGACGAGGUUACACUACAUACAGUUCGGGUGAAAUUAUAUUGUAUGGAGGAGCAGUGGAAAGAAAGAGGAGUCGGCCUUUUGAAACUUAAUCGUUCAAAAAGCACUGUAAAAUCACCGCGUUUAGUUAUGCGCACUGAGAAUACAUUAAAGGUGAUUUUAAACAUAACAUUAUUCCACGGAAUGCAUGUUGAAAAACAAGACAAAUUCGUAAGAUUAUUCGUAUAUGAAGAUGCCACACUCGUUCAUCUUGCGAUCAAGGCAACUGACGAUUUAUACAAUACUAUUAUCGAUGCAAUUCCUUCAACCCAAAAUUAA